Bombina bombina (fire-bellied toad) is the source of this 1209-nucleotide messenger RNA. RefSeq names its product gastrin/cholecystokinin type B receptor-like. Gene Ontology annotation, cellular component: membrane. The transcript has a single exon. Gene Ontology annotation, molecular function: peptide binding; G protein-coupled peptide receptor activity. Gene Ontology annotation, biological process: neuropeptide signaling pathway. NCBI's taxonomy places the organism in Eukaryota, Metazoa, Chordata, Amphibia, Anura, Bombinatoridae. The coding region runs from base 1 to 1209 and encodes 402 amino acids. The record is from RefSeq and is a predicted model, not a curated record.
AUGAAUAAGUUCGAGUCGCACCUAAGUUUGGGGGGCACACACCUCUGGAAUGUGUCAUUAUUUAGCUAUUUAUACCCUGGCAAUAACAGCUUCUGGGGAUCUGCUUCUUUUUCCAGCAGUGUUUUGUUAUCUGCCCAUGAACCGAGCACCAUCAUCUUAGUGGUAAUGUAUUCUAUUUCCUUUCUUACCGGUUUAGUGGGAAAUAUUUUGGCUUUGAGAGUCUUGGGAACCAAGAAGAGAAGAAGAUGUCGCCUUUCUGGGGUUUCAGGUACACGGAAUCUUCUGGUGAACUUGGCUGUGUGUGACAUGAUGGUCAUUUGCAUUUGUAUGCCAAUAAACCUUGGUCACCAAGUACACAACGCCUGGGUGUUUGGAGAAUUUCUGUGUAGGGCAGUCCCAUUUGUCCAAGCAGUCUCUGUUUCUGCCAGCGUUCUGACCUUGGCUUUUAUCAGCUUAAACAGAUACUACAGUGUCCAUAGCCCCCUGCACGCCAGGACCUUCUUUACUAACAGACGAAUCUUGCUAAUGAUCUGCUUUGUGUGGUUCUGUUCCUCUACACUUUGUGCUCCUCUGAUAUUCAUGAAUAGAACUCAAAACCUGAUGCUCCUGGACGGAAGACUGGCAGUAAUAGUCUGUACAGAAAGCUGGCCAAGCAUUCACAUGAAGCUUAAUUACAACUUUCUACUGUUUUGUGCACUCUAUGGGUUCCCAGUGUUAUUUAACCUCCUGAUCUGUUUUCUUACAAGCCGCAAGCUCUGGGGUGCGAACGACUUGGUCAGUAACAGCAUGAAAGGCUCCAGGCUGAAGGGCAGAAGAAAAAUUGCUAAAAUGGUAGUGGCUUUGGUGCUCCUGUUCACCAUUUCCUGGCUGCCUUUAUAUACAGUGGACAUCUGGAUAGAUAUUAACAUGCCCACCUUCUCAUCAACUGAGGUACUGGGAGAUCUGCACCAUGAAUGGAUUCUCCAGUUUAGACCCUUUGCUCAAUGGCUCGGUCUCACGAAUUCUGCAUUAAAUCCUCUGUGCUAUUGUUUUGUUGGAAACCUCUACAGAUCUGCUAAACGGUUUAGAAACAGCUAUAGAGAAAGGAUGGCUUCUGUCUUCAGUCUGUCUGUAACCCAAAGCCAAGUGGAACGCUCUGUCCCCACAUUACUGAACUACAGAUCUUCUAAAGAGUCUGCUUUGAAGAGAAAGACUUGUGUUUACUCAUAA